Topomyia yanbarensis is the source of this 1039-nucleotide messenger RNA. RefSeq names its product pyrroline-5-carboxylate reductase 3-like. The transcript is spliced from 4 exons. Gene Ontology annotation, biological process: L-proline biosynthetic process. The record is from RefSeq and is a predicted model, not a curated record. Gene Ontology annotation, molecular function: pyrroline-5-carboxylate reductase activity. NCBI's taxonomy places the organism in Eukaryota, Metazoa, Arthropoda, Insecta, Diptera, Culicidae. Bases 149 to 976 code for a protein of 275 amino acids.
UUCACCCUAUCCUGCACGAGAUGCAUAAUACCAAACGACGACUGUCAGUUGAAAGAGAAUAGACAACAUCAAAGUGCACGGUGAUUCCGGCUGAUGAUUGAACAACAUCGAAGUGGAUUGUGUCAUUCGACAGAAACUAGAAGUCGCCAUGCAAAAAAUUUGUGGAAAUAUGCUGAAACUGGGCUUUAUUGGUGGUGGUAAAACCGCCCAAUCGAUGGCACAGGGAUUCAUAUCAGCUGGACUAGUGGACGCAAAAAACAUCGCAGCCAGUUUCAGCCCCAACGAUACUGUCAAUGCGGAAGCAUUCAAAGCAUUAGGGGCCCAGACGUACUUGGACAAUGUGCCGGUUGUCAAGAAAUCGGAAGUGAUUUUCAUUAGCGUCAAACCGUGGGUGGUUCCGACGGUACUGAAGCAGGUAAACAUGGCGAGUAAGGAAAAGCUGUUCAUUUCCAUUGCGAUGGGAGUAAGUUUGGCGGAAAUAGAAGAAAUGCUACUCCCGACCGCUCGCGUGAUUCGUGUGAUGCCCAAUACCUGCACGGCGGUUCGGUCUGGUGCGUCGGUUUAUGUUCGCGGGAAAACCGCCACCGAGGAUGACUGUUCGCUGACGCAGGUUCUGUUCGAAGCGGUCGGAACCUGUGAUGAAGUCACUGAGGCACUGAUUGAUCCUAUUACAGCUCUUUCAGGCAGCGGGCCGGGCUAUGUGUUCGUCAUGAUUGAAGCCAUGGCUGACGGAGCCGUCAAAAUGGGUCUGUCGCGUGAUUUGGCGUACAAACUGGCCGCCCAAACGGUAAUGGGUGCCGGUCGAAUGGUACGCGAAACGGGUGCUCAUCCGGGACAGCUGAAAGAUGAUGUUGCCAGUCCGGCCGGUUCGACGAUCGAGGGGUUGUCGUAUUUGGAGAAGCAUGCUUUUCGUUCCAUUGUCAGUGGAGCGAUUGAAGCAGCGACAUUGCGAUGUCGAGAGGUGUCGAAAAAAUGAAAGAAUGUACUGAAAUUUGUUCCUAACUAUUCAACCGUUUUCUGACAAUAAAUUGCGAGAGAU